UUUAUUUGGUAGACACGGCAUCCGAGCCGAACUAAAAAAGGUUAGGACCCGGUUCAUACAAAAAGAACCGGUUUCGUUUUUACCUCUAGCAUGUUCUUCGCCUCUCCGACCUUUCUUCUUUGCAAUUCUCGCUGAAAUAAAUUCCAACUCGCUGUUUCCGAUCUUCAUUUUCGACCAACUAUUCUCUGUUAUUACCUCUUUCGUCAUCUGGGUUUCAGAGAGGCUUGGACAUGUCUCGGACGCUGGUUCAGCCAAUAGGGCAGAAGAGGUUGACUAAUGUGGCCGUGGUACGUCUCAAAAAGCAUGGCAAUCGCUUUGAGAUUGCUUGCUACAAGAACAAGGUCCUCUCAUGGCGCUCUGGCGUAGAGAAAGAUAUAGACGAAGUGCUUCAGUCCCAUACAGUUUAUUCAAAUGUUUCGAAAGGAGUUCUUGCAAAGUCCAAAGAUUUGAUUGAUGCAUUUGGGACUGAUGAUCAGACCAAAAUAUGUUUGGAGAUUUUGGAGAAAGGAGAGCUUCAAAUUGCUGGGAAGGAGAGGGAAUCUCAGUUAUCCAGUCAGUUCAGGGACAUCGCUACCAUUGUUAUGCAAAAAACCUAUAAUCCUGAAACUCAACGCCCUUACACUAUUAGCAUGAUUGAGCGUCUUAUGCGUGAAAUCCAUUUUGCUGUUGAACCAAAUAGAAGCUCCAAGAAGCAGGCGCUAGAAGUUGUUCAUGAGCUUCAGAAGCACUUUCCUAUAAAAAGAUCUCCAAUGAGGUUGCGACUCACUGUUCCCAAAGAGGAACUUUCAUCUCUCAAGGAAAAGCUGAAUUCCUGGAACGCUAACAUUGUUUCAGAAGAUCAAUCUGGCAGUCAGCCAUUUGUUAUUUGUGAACUGGACCCUGGUUUCUAUCGCAAUUGUGAGGCCUUGAUGAGUAAUCUGCAAGGAAGAUUUGAAGUUCUUGCACUUUCUGUUCAUGCAGAGGGAGAUGCCCAGGUUGAUCGAUAUGAUGAUCAUGAGGAUGAACCUCCACCCCUACCCAAGGAAACUACUGAUACUGUGGCAAAACUGAGUGAGAAAAUGCAACAACAGUCCAUUUCUACCACAAGUGCAAACUCAGCAGGGGAUGGAAAGCAAAGCAAAUGCAGUACCUGUAACGCAUUCAUUGGCGACUCCAAGCAGUUCAGGGAUCAUUUCAAGAGUGAAUGGCACAAGCAUAAUUUACGGCGCAAGACUAGACAACUCCCUCCACUUACAGAAGAGGAGUGCAUGGCGGACAUGGAACUAGGUGAUUCGAAGGCAGAUCUAAAGGAAUAUUCAUUCUAAACUAAGGUUAUCUAAUUUGGGGGUUGAUGGUUUAGUCACUUUCUGCGUACUUAAAUAUAUUAGGCAUUUCGGCCGGGAAUCAAUUUUUGUGUAAAGUACUUCAAGCAGAAUCAUCUUUAAGAUUGAAGAUCGUUGAUUAUAGUUUUGUUCAAAUGCUAAAGAAGGCUAAAGAAGGAUGUCCUUUACUCAUUUAUAGCAUGUUUAAUAUGUAUUUUGCUUCUAUAUAGUAGGAUUUGGAACGCGCUAAAAUAUAUGUUACUGAAGAAACUAAGCUUUUGUUUUUAUGCAAAUCUGCUCAUUGAUAUUUCGGCUA
Molecule: messenger RNA, 1617 nt
Organism: Ziziphus jujuba (common jujube)
Lineage: Eukaryota; Viridiplantae; Streptophyta; Magnoliopsida; Rosales; Rhamnaceae
Exons: 6
Coding region: 231-1304 (357 amino acids)
Biological process (GO): ribosome biogenesis; cytosolic ribosome assembly
Molecular function (GO): zinc ion binding; nucleic acid binding
Source: RefSeq, a predicted model, not a curated record